Molecule: messenger RNA, 1878 nt
Organism: Rhododendron vialii
Lineage: Eukaryota; Viridiplantae; Streptophyta; Magnoliopsida; Ericales; Ericaceae
Exons: 4
Coding region: 478-1878 (466 amino acids)
Source: RefSeq, a predicted model, not a curated record
CAAAAUUCCCUCCCCCAAAAUUUCGGCAAAAGCCCUAGCUGCUCCCUCCUCCAGUCCUCCUCGACUCUCUCGUUGCUCCCUAUCAGGACGUGCACCGACGUCGGAGUCGGAGACGGCGAUAAGAGGCUUAUUAAAUUGAUUUUGUUUCAUCAAUUAGUUCUGAAUUGUGUAAAUGGAAACAAAUAUGGAUAAGAGUUGGAUAAAUUUGCCUAGGCUCGAUCCAAGAUACCUACAAGGGGUUAUAGAUUUCACGGAAUUUGCUUGUAAGAACAUUCUUGAUCGGCAAACAAAAAUUGCAUGUCCGUGUAAGAACUGUCAUAAUUUGGCUAGAAAAAACAUAGAUUUAGUAAAGGAACAUCUUGUCAUGAAUGGAUUACUCCAAGUUAUACCGUUUGGAUUUUCCAUGGGGAAAAAUCACACCCUACAAAUUGUGGUGUUGAAAAUAGUGGAUGUGGCAAUUUUAAUGGGCAAGAUGAGAUGCAAGAAAUGGUGCAUGAUGCAUUUGGAAUUCCGCCAAUUCAAGCCCAUGAUAUUGAUCUUGAUGCACCUCUGGGUGAUGGACAUAAUCUUGAUCCACCUUUGGGUGAUGGACAUACUCUUGAUGAAGAAACUACCAAGUUUUUUAAGCUUUUGAAGGAAGCUGAGAGAGAGUUAUACCCAGGGUGUCAAAAGUUCGCAUUGCUCUCAUUCAUUGUUGCAUUGAUGCACAUUAAGUGCCUAUGUGGUCGGAGUAACAAGUCUUUUACCAUGUUGCUUAAGCUGUUGAAGAAAGCCUUGCCUGAAGGUGAAAUAUUGCCUAAUUCUUUUACUGCGCACAGACAACUGUUGGGUGGUUUGGGCCUUGAGUAUCAUAAAGUUCACGCAUGCCCUAGAGAUUGCAUGUUGUAUUGGGGUGAAGAUGCAAAGCGAGUUGAUUGUAAAGUCUGCAAUGUUCCUGGAUAUAAGCCAGAGGAGCAAACAGAUGGAUCAAAAAAACGAGGCAAAAUUCCGCAAAAGAUUGUUAGGUACUUUCCAUUGAUACCUAAGCUAAAAAGAUUUUACUCGUCCAAAAAGACGGCUGGCUUAAUGAGAUGGCAUGCAGAGAACCCAGCUCCUAUUGGCAUUUCGAGGCAUCCCGUUGACUCCGAUAUAUGGAAACUCUAUGAUAACCUCCAUCCGGAUUUUGCUCAAGAUCCUCGCAAUGUCAGGCUUGGGUUAGCAUCUGAUGGCUUUAACCCAUAUCGUACAAUGACUACCACUUAUAGCAUUUGGCCCGUGGUGAUGAUGACAUACAAUUUACCACCUUGGUUGUGCAUGAAACAACCUUAUAUGAUGUUGACACUGCUUAUUGAUGGACCAAAGUCACCUGGAAAUAAUAUUGAUGUAUAUUUAAGGCUUAUAGUAGACGAGAUGAAGAAGUUGUGGGAUGUAGGUGUUAACACUUAUGAUGCAUUUGGCAAUGAGAUGUUCAAAAUGCGUGCAUUAAUGUUGUGGACAAUUAAUGAUUUGCCUACAUUAGCUAUGUUGUCAGGCUGGAGUACAAAGGGUUAUCUUGCUUGUCCAGUUUGUCUUGAUGAAACUUGUUCACGUUGGUUAGUUCACGGGAGAAGAUGGUUGGAAAAGGACCAUAAAUUUCGAUAUGAGCGCAUGUCUUUUGAUGGGACCGUUGAAUUUCGUCCUUGUCCAACUCGUUUAUCUGGUCGUGAAGUCUUAGCAAUGUUUCCCGCUAACUAUGUGAAUAAAUUUGGAAUGGAGGGGGAUGAGGAUUUACCUGUUACAAAAAAAAGAAAGACACGCGAUGGAGAAGAUGAAGAUGAUUUACAAGGUAAUUGGAAGAAAAAGAACAUUUUGAUCUAUCGACUUGGGAGGAAAAUCCGCUUCGACACAAUCUUGAUGUGA